Molecule: messenger RNA, 2334 nt
Organism: Cutaneotrichosporon cavernicola
Lineage: Eukaryota; Fungi; Basidiomycota; Tremellomycetes; Trichosporonales; Trichosporonaceae
Exons: 14
Coding region: 1-2334 (777 amino acids)
Biological process (GO): protein phosphorylation; signal transduction
Cellular component (GO): cytoplasm
Molecular function (GO): protein kinase activity; ATP binding
Source: RefSeq, a predicted model, not a curated record
AUGGCUACUCCUUCUAUGAUCAAUCCCCGCACUCGGUCGCGCUGGUACAUGGAGUCUCCCAUUCGCCGAGCGGCAUCUCCUUUCAAACCCAAGGGCGGUAUACACCACGCGCCUAAGCGACGGCGCAUCGGUAUGUCGUCCCUCAACGUCAACCGAUUGCUGCCAUCUUCAGACACGGACUCGAAUCGCGACCUGUACCCUCUUCGCAAUCGAUUAUUCCUCCCAAGUCCGCGCGCAACACCUCGAGUGAACAAGCGCUCCGGUGCCCCACGUCGGCCCAGACCUCCUCCACUUUUCGAGGGCGAGGAUACAAUGAGCCCUCGCAAGCGCAAACGUUCCGACGCCGAGUCCAUGUCUGACAAAAGUUGGAUUGAGACUGAGGACGAGAUGCCCGAGUUCAUAGCACAAGAUGACCAGCACCUCCUACAAUUGGCGCCUGCCUCCGCCCUCCACCGGCUACGCAAGAACGAGUUGAUUCGGCUCUGGAAAGUCUGUGGCAUGUGGCCUUCCGACGACGAGGACGAGGACAUUGGGGAACAACAAACGAAGGUCGACCUGGUCAACGGCCUGAUCAAAGCCCGCAAGAAGGUCGGGGCUCCCGAAUCGCCUUCACUUGGACACUCACCCAGCGACGUUCCUCGAACCCCUAGAGAUUCAGGCAGCUCGUCAUUAACCUCUCCCCCGUCAUCAUCUGGUGACAGCCAGUUAAUCAAAUACAUCAAGAUGGAGGCGACUCCCAAGGCGCCAGCCAGAGGAAAUAAUCGACACCUACAACAACUGAGCACUGCGAACCGAGAGCAGCAGGGCACUCCCACCAUUCGGCGGCUUCGGCCCCGCACCCGUCGCAACGCGGGUUCUGACGACGAAUCUGUGCCGGCUGGUAGCUCCCGGCAACUGUGUCAGUCCGACUUGACGGUGACGCGCGAGACGCGUGAUCGCCGAGCGAAGCGGGAAGCAAUGCGCGUCAUGCAGGCAGAGGACACGAACAGCAGCGACGAGAAUGCUUCCGACACUGGCAGGGCGUUCGGGGACAUCCAAGACAGAUCCGAAUCCAGUAAUGAUGUGGAUGACGACUCCAUGGACGACGACGGUAGCGACGAGCCUGAAGGAUGGGGAGCCGAUGCCAGUCUUGAGGGUGUUACACACGCCAGCCUGAUGCGUCUCCGCCGCGACCAGCUCGUGCAGCUGUGUGAGCAACGCAAUCUCGAGGUGGGAGGCACAAAGCCUCAGCUCGCGACGGCCCUUAUCACCUGGCAGGAUGAACGUUUGGACAAUCUGGAGUCUGUCUCGACGACCAGCUCGCAGGACACAGCUCGCCCUUCCUCCCCCACGAUCAUGCCCGCCGUCCUGACUCACUGCCAUCGCGGGGUUGAAGACACACCUCUGCUCCAACGCAACCGCAUCCACGCCGAAAAUCCAGCCACACCGCACCCGUCCGACAGAGAUAAGCCUCGCACACCCGACAAUGAUCUCAACCUCGACUUGCAGGAGCUCGGUCUCGAAGACUUUACCAUCAAACCCGAGUUCCUUCAAAAGAUGGAAAAAAUCGGAAGCGGUGGUUUCAAGGACGUGUAUGUCGGCAAGCUGCGCGGGCGCAGGGUCGCGAUUUCGGAGUUCCGCGAGCAUCUAAGUGACAUGGACAUUCGAGAGCUCAAGCUCUUGGCAGAGUUCCGCCAUCCCAACAUUGUCCGAUUCCGCGGCAUUUGCAUUCCCGAGGACACGUCUCAAGUCCCGUGCAUGCUGAUCAGCGAGCUGUGCGAGAACGGAGACUUGUUUGAUUAUAUUCGCAACGUCUCCAACCCCUCGCUGAAGCGCGUCUUACGCCUCAUGCUGGACAUUGCUCGUGGGCUCGAGUAUCUGCAUCUGCGAAACCCUGCAGUUAUACAUCGUGACUGCAAAUCCACUAACAUUCUCAUCAACAAGCAAGGAGUCGCAAAAGUUGGAGACUUUGGACUCGCUCGUGUCAAACAGAGCACCCGGUCGAUGAUUCGCAGUCUGGUGGGCACGGUCAACUGGCAAGCCCCAGAAUUGUGGCAUCCGCAUCCAAAGUACGACUACAAGGUGGAUGUCUUCUCAUUGGCAUUGGUGUACUGGGAAAUGCUGUCGGGGUGGACUGGCGAACCAAAGUACCCGUGGGAGGGUUACAACGAGCACUACAUCUACGACGCUGUCGGGCAAAAGCACAGACGUCUCCCUCUGACUGGUCUACGGAAGCACUGGGGUGUCGAGCCCGUGAACUUGAUUGAGCGCAUGUGGCAUCAAGAUCCCGCUGAGCGGCCUACCAUGUCGGACGUGGUUGCCGACGUCGAGGCGCUGCUUGCCGACUGCCAGUGA